GGCGGCGCCUCCGCGACCGCGGCCGGCGAGUUACCGCCGAGCGAAAAGCACGGCCCGGACGCGGAGGGCGUGUGGACGUCCAUCACGUAUCAACUCAACGAGGCGGGGAUGCGGACGAGGACGGUGAAAAAGUACAAGGAGCACGAGGUGACGAAGAAGGUGACGCCGGGGAUGUUGGAGCGAAAAACCUGGGAAAAAUUCGGCGACGCGAAGCGGUAUAAACCGGGAGAUGAGAGCAUGACGGCGGUGUCGUUAGAAGAGAUAUUUUUGGAGAAGACUCGCGCGCAGCCGAAGAGUGAGCUUGAGAAGGCUGAGGAUCCGCUUGCGGCGAUGGCGAGCGCGCAGACGUCGCUGUUGGUGUGCCGAACGUGCGGAAAGAAGGGCGACCACUGGACUUCGAAGUGUCCGUAUAAGGAUUUAGCCAACGAUGGGAGUAAACCGCCGGAUGAGGAAGGCGGACUUGGGGCGAGAAAGCCCGGGGGGUACGUGCCGCCGUCGAUGCGCGCAGGCGCGUCCGGGGCUGGGGCGUCGAUGGAUCGACGUCGGGACGAAAACUCUAUUCGCGUGUCCAACUUGUCGGAGGAUACGCGCGAGCAAGAUUUGCAAGAGUUGUUCCGACCGUUCGGCCCUGUUACGCGCAUUUACGUCGCCAUCAACCGCGAGACUGGCGAGGCGCGUGGUUUUGCGUUCGUUAAUAUGGUAAGCAAAGAAGACGGCGAACGCGCCAUCGCCAAGCUCGACGGCUACGGUUACGACAACCUCAUUCUUCGCGUUGAAUGGGCGGCGCCGCGC
Molecule: messenger RNA, 792 nt
Organism: Ostreococcus lucimarinus CCE9901
Lineage: Eukaryota; Viridiplantae; Chlorophyta; Mamiellophyceae; Mamiellales; Bathycoccaceae
Exons: 1
Cellular component (GO): cytoplasm; eukaryotic translation initiation factor 3 complex
Molecular function (GO): RNA binding; translation initiation factor activity
Source: RefSeq, a predicted model, not a curated record